This is a messenger RNA of Laccaria bicolor S238N-H82, 234 nucleotides long. RefSeq lists its product as uncharacterized. NCBI's taxonomy places the organism in Eukaryota, Fungi, Basidiomycota, Agaricomycetes, Agaricales, Hydnangiaceae. The record is from RefSeq and is a predicted model, not a curated record. The transcript has a single exon. The annotation marks the transcript as partial.
GGGGAUAAUGUAAAGUUACGCUUGCGUUUCCACUCCCCUGCCCUAGUUCUCUACACCACCCUCCAUGUUUCUACCAUUUGGAAGUUGUCCUUACCGUGCCCCGUCGUGUUGAUAGUAUGCCAUUAUGCCAUUUACCAUCAUCCAUCAGAACAAUCCCAAUUACCGAUCGCAUUCUUGUGUCAAUACAUUAGGGCCUCUGUUUCGCAAUACCUUCAUGUUCAUCCUGAAAGCUGA